This is a messenger RNA of Ectocarpus siliculosus, 1956 nucleotides long. The record is from the annotation of a GenBank genome assembly. Lineage: Eukaryota; Phaeophyceae; Ectocarpales; Ectocarpaceae.
AUGCAGCUGCAGGGUGACGCUAGUGUCGGUACGAAGCAGCCAGAAUCACAGCAGGAGUCCGGACGAAAGAGGAGAGGAUGUUCGCCCCGACCAGGACACUGGAGUCCCCAAAGCAAGGCUCCGCGCACGCCCGGGGGAAUACAGAACGCGCUCAUGGAAGACGGAGGUACAGCGACUGCGGCGACCGGGGACACGAGUACACUGACCGGUACGGCGGGAUCGUCUGUAUGUACGCCUGAGCCAGGGCGUGAGAAGACGAGUUCUGCCCGUACGAACCACCUGGCAGGACAGCUACCGCAGGGUAACAUGCUUCGACCCCCGACAAUUCCCGGUCGCCGCGUCAACGAGCAUCCGUCUGGAUCGGGAGAUCAGGAGGCAGGGGGUGGGGGGUCGUCAGCGACCGAUGCAGGGAGCAGCAAGAGGAAGGGCAAGGGGGCGCCUAAGGGAGGGAGUGCGAAGGGAAAGGGAAGCUCCAGGGGAGGGAAAUCGAAGGCGAAGGGGAAGGGGAAGGCCAAGGAGAUAACGAGUUCAGGAUCCGCCACCAAACCACCAAGCCCCAGUUGCCAUGCAAAGGCGGGCGCCACCGUAGCAGCUUGGGAAGCGGCGCACGGCGGGAGAGACAAAUGGAACUGGCAUGAUGAAGAGAAGUAUGAGCUCCUUCGGGCGUUUGCUUCGUGCGAGCAACGUGGAAUGCACCUCGGCCCGGAAAACCUGGACCUGAAGAAAAACAACGAGAGAGCUUUCGAAUUGUGGAAGAAGUUCAUCCUCCCGGACGUGGUCGCGAGGCUCAACAACAAUGACAAGUACCUUUUGCCCCCAGAGUACACCGAGAGGAAGUUCAUGCACGCCGGAAACUACUGCCACAUCAAAAAUUGGGUCUUCGGGCAAAAAAGAGAGUACGGGAAAGAGGUGGCGGCGAGGAACACCGCUAACAAGAAGUCCGGGGCUGCGGCGGACGAGCGGGAGGACAAAGACCCGACGCCGCAGCAAGUGGCUCGUGACGACGCAUUCGCGACGAGCGCAACCUCCACGAUGGGGAUAAACAACUACGAAUCACCCGUUACGCCCGAGGGCGAUCCUGGUGAAGAGGAUCGUUUGCAGGGUGGCGGCAGCUCGGGGCAACGGCGCCAGGCUUCGGGCGCAGACCGGGCUACCGGGCAGCGCAGGGGCAACGGGUCAGCCCUCUCUGGGGGUGACGACCGGGGUGAACGGGCGGGCCGCGACUUCCCCAAGUGUAGCCACGACGAGCCUAGCGUCAUCGUCGAAGGACAGGGAGUGGAAGCGGGCAAACGCUUCUAUCGAUGCGGUCAAGACGACAAGUGCAUGUUUGUGCAGCGUGUGAGAGACCUUCAGCCGAUGCCGUCGCCACUUCCUAGCAGCGACGAAGAAGACUGCGGCGAAGACGGCGUGGUGAUGGAUACCGGAGACGGUGAGCCUUUCAACUUGGACGACGACGAUGCGGAGGUCCGCAUGUCUCAGAACACACCCGAGAAGAGCCACCGUUCGGCCUCACCAGCCCAUGUCGUGAAAGCCACCACGGCGAAGCAGGCGGAGAGGAAAGGGCGCGGUCGCAAGCCGAAGACUCCAGCCUUCAAUUCAGAGUCUGCGUCCGACUUGCUUCGAAGCGGCAAGGACAGUGUGCAGGAAGUGGGCAAAAGCAUCGUAGGUGGCCUGAGCCACAUCGUGAAAUCGGUCCAGCAAAUCCAGGCUCGGGCAGGCGGGGGCAGUAGUGAGAGUGUAGCCGGAAGUGCUAGCGGGGGCGGAGGUGGUAGCGGGAGCGCGCCAAAACAGGAGCCAACCUUGAAAGAAAAAACCGAGGCGGCGAUGACCAACCAGAACUUCUUGAAGCUCCAGAUGGAGAUGGCGCGGAUGAACAGCGAGAGCGGGUUAGGUGUAGGCGUUUCCGAGGAAGAGUUCAAGGAAACCAUGGCUAAUUGCCGUGUUGAUCCUGGUUGA